Wallemia ichthyophaga EXF-994 is the source of this 747-nucleotide messenger RNA. RefSeq lists its product as uncharacterized. Bases 1 to 747 code for a protein of 248 amino acids. The transcript is spliced from 2 exons. The record is from RefSeq and is a predicted model, not a curated record. Gene Ontology annotation, molecular function: proton transmembrane transporter activity. NCBI's taxonomy places the organism in Eukaryota, Fungi, Basidiomycota, Wallemiomycetes, Wallemiales, Wallemiaceae. Gene Ontology annotation, biological process: proton motive force-driven ATP synthesis.
AUGAAAAUAAAUAAAACUCACGCCAAUCAAAGGGCAUCACGUUUCAUUGCUCAAAGAUCUGCCUCAAUCGCUCGCUUGGGUCAGCAGCCAAUCAGAGCGGCAGUUGGUGCACGCCAAUACUCUCAAAAGCCAUCAGCUCCUGCACCUGCUGAAAAGGCCUCUUCAAUCAUCGACAGCCUCCCAGGUAACUCACUCGUCUCAAAGACUGGCUCAGUUGUUCUCGGUUCAGGUCUUACAGCUGCAGCUAUCUCAUCGGAGUUAUACGUCGUUAACGAGGAAUCCUUGUUAGCCAUUGGUUCCCUCAUCUUGUUCGCGUACAUUGCAAAGAUUGCACGUGAACCUUACAACAGCUGGGCUAGCACUCAAAUUGAAAAGAUGAAAUCAGUUCUCAACACUUCCCGUAAAGCUCACACUGACGCUGUUCAAUCACGUAUCGAUAACGUUGGUGAAUUGAAGGAUGUCGUUAACCUUACAAAGUCUUUAUUCGCUUUGUCAAAGGAUACGGCUAACACCGAGUCAAAGGUGUUUGAACUCACCCAACAGAACGCUGUAAACACGGAAGUCAAGUCAGUCCUUGACUCGUGGGUUCGCUUCGAAUCUCAACAGAGAGAAAAGGAACAAGCUUUACUUAGCGAGACCGUUAUCAACAACGUCAACAAGCAAAUCUCUGACGAGAAGUUCCAAAAGGAUACCGUCGCUCAGGCUGUUGCUGACAUUGAGCAACUCGUUAAGGAGAAGAAAAUUUAA